CUUUCCUUUUUCCUUUUCCCUUUUCCCUUUUUCCUUCUUAUCCCUUCUUCUUUGGAUAUUUGUGUAAUUCUUAGCCGUAAAUUUAUUAAUUACCUCUUACCUGCUUUUUGGCCAGAAACCAAUGCGAGGUAUCUUGGGAUUGAUGGAUGUCCAAUGAUAUUCUCUUACAACAUUUUUCUUUGUCCUUUCUCUUUCUUACUUCUCACUCCCAUUUCAACUGGGAGACUUUACAAUCAAUCUCAUCAAUUACAAUCUCGAUCAAUCAUUACAUUCUUCGAGAAACAAAGAAUCAUCAACCUUUACGAAGAAUAUCAGAUCAAUCCAAUCUGGUACUCAUUCCUCUUUUUUUCCCUGCAUGUGCGUGUGCGUGCGUGCGUGCGUGCUGUGUGUAUGGGUAUACGUAUUGGAUAUUUGAUGGAACGAUGUUAAAAAAAGUGGUGCUAUCCCCAGACUAUUGAUGCUGUGCUUAUCUAUCCGCUUUUAAAUAACUUGAGGUCUGCGAUAAGGCUGCUUCGUUACUUUGCUCGCAAAUCUCGAUGGGAACACCAGAACUUGUCUCAUAUUGGAUUGGACUGGACUGAAGCGGAUUGAAUUGGAUUCAAAUUCUUCGUAUGUUUGCUAAUUUAUUCCUUACCCCCCCCCUUCGCGCUCUUCCAAAAACUUACGUCGCUCGACCAAUGCCUACAAUAUGAUUUGAAUAAUAAUUCAUUAUCCAUGAUUAGAUUUCCUUCAUACUGUACCUACCUACAGUCGCAAAUGCUCGAUUUCGUCAAAACAAUAUCAGCCUUAUCUCUCAAUUGAAUGAAAUACAAGACUCACACGACUCCAAACAAUAACAAUAUUAACAAACAUUCCUCGACGAACCCGUUUUGGGAAAAGGAUUGUGCCUUGCGACACAACUCCAAAAGACCCUCUCACAUGCUGAACCUCGACCAAAAAUCAUUACAAGAUUGCUUCAGCUCAAUAAUGGCGACAAUUGCCUUACCUAGACCUAUUCCCGCGGGACACACGAGAUCAUCUUCACCACCCCACUCGCACCCUUUGACUCCCGCGCUAAGCCUCGAUUCCAUCAAUACAUCGCCGCCAUUUCCAAUUCCUAUCCCAAAUAAACAUCUGCCAGUGUGCCCGACAGGUCCAGCACCGGCGGAGAAUCCAGAUACCCCUCCUCACUCUCCUCCGACCAAAGAACUUUCCUUGCCUCAACGAUCACUUCUAUAUCCACCGGUCAAUUACAAAUCACGUUACGUUGACUCCUCUAUCAUAUAUGAGAUUGAUGCCGCCGGUGUAGCUGCUGCUUUGGAACAUUUGGCAUCGCAACCUCUGCCUGAUCCUUCUCAGGUAUUUCCCUGGUUUCAUGGUCUGCAUCCUUGCAAUCAUGUACAACAGGCAUUUUUCAUACAGAGGCGUCGAACUUUGCGAAGAACGCCGAAAUGUAUCCGAGGUAUAACAAUUGUAAAAGCCGGUGGGGAUUUGACUUGUUCGAGGCUGAAAGGUGCCAUCACUCCCGACGAAAUCCUGAAGUUUGGAACCACGACGCAAUUUCAAGAAGUCGACCCAAAGGACGGAUUCUCGGUACGAAACUUUCAUAUCCAAGCAGCAAAAUCUGCCAUGGUAUCGGAUAUAAUUGUUUAUGGAGAUGAUCCCCUCAUCGUUGAGGAAAUGGCGAGAGAAAUUGCCGCUGCACAACAAAUUGUUCGUGAGAAUCAUGUCAAUCAGGGCCAUGAAUUAUCUCAGUACAAUACUUUCAUAUGCACGAGCAAUUUUAGUGAAUUCGAGAAAGGGUAUCCACAAGUUGUUUCGGUUGAUUCUCGGGCUCGAUGGACCGGGGAAGUUUUGGAUUUCUUCCAUCAAGAGAGAGUGGAGAUGUGUGCCAUGACCAAAGCUUCCGAGAUCGAUCGUAAUGUUUGGUUGGGUCCAACCCCGGAUGGAUACUCAGAAAAACACCCGGCUUUGUCUGAAGGACAAUUCGAUAUUCUGAUCGAGUGUAAUGACCUAGGCCAGAUAAAUCCAUCAGAAUUACGAGAAAUUGCAGAGGGUAAAUCGGAUAAGUGGCAGUUAGGAUUUCCUUCGUCUGGAAUGAUCCAACCACCGUCCUGGGAACAUGACCAAGCCGAUGGAAUUCUUGAAACUUGCAAGUGGAUUUACAAUCUUUCCCACGGAAUUUUACCCGAGGACGAAGAUGGUGAUAGCCCUAUGACUACAAACAUAAAGGAAAGAAAGAUCCUGAUUCAUUGUACGGAUGGUUACACUGAAUCCACUCUCCUCGGUCUUGCAUAUUUUACUUAUGCCACUGGCCUUUCUAUUCCCAAAGCCUGGCUUGAUUUGCAUAUUACAAAGAAACGUAACUUCUUUGCGUACCCGCAGGACGUCAGUCUUCUAACAACCAUCGCACCUCGACUUCUGUCCGAAUCGCCUGUUCAUCGAGGCAGGAGCUUAUCGGCCAUUACUGAUCUUGCUAUGGAAGAACCUGAUUGGAUAAAAUGCAUGGAUGGAAGUCUUCCUUCGAGGGUCACUGACUAUAUGUACCUCGGGAACCUUGGGCAUGCUAACAACCCGGACCUUCUACGGCAUUUGGGCAUCAAACAGAUCUUGAGUGUAGGCGAAACCGCAACGUGGAAAGAUGGUGUGAUGGAUAAAUGGGGAAAGGAUAACGUGAUGGUCGUACAAAGAGUGCAAGAUAAUGGGGUAGAUCCAUUAACCGACGAAUUUGGAAGAUGUUUAGAUUUUAUUGGUAUGGCUUUUUCUCUUAUAUCAAAGAUCAGCUAUCAACCUACUAACAACCAAACAGAAAGAGGGAAACUAAAUAAUACAGCGACAUUGGUCCAUUGUCGUGUGGGUGUUUCUCGAAGCGCAACUAUCUGCAUAGCUGAAGUCAUGCGCACAAUGCAUCUAUCAUUCCCGCGUGCAUAUUGCUUUGUCAGGGCCAGGAGACUAAAUGUUAUCAUCCAGCCACAUUUGAGAUUCAGUUAUGAACUUCUGAAAUGGGAAGAGAAACUCAAGAUGACAGGGGGAAAAUACGGUGGAAAGUGGCGCGGAAGGGAAUUGGAGUGGGCGGAAAUUGCGAGGGAAAUUGCAGAAAUGAAUAGACCGUACAGUGCUGGUAGAUGAUGGUUUGUGUUGGUGGAAUUGGAGAUGGACUUUGGGUACACUUCUUUUGGAUGGGGAAAUUACAUGAUAUUAUGAUUGGGAACUUCUUUUCGGAUGGUACGAAUGAUGGAUAGGGAUGGAUCGGAUACAUCCCCACUUCUCGGAGAAAUGCUUUGAAAUUUUGGAUACAACCUCGGAUACGCUUUCGGAUAGGAUUGGGUAGGAAAUGACAGCGACAGAUACCACAUUCCUUGGCAGUGCGAUUGGGAUACUUUGGGACUAUUCUUAAGGAUAAUCUUUGGGAAAGUACGUACGUAAUUAUACGGUGUUUGGUCUGAAUUUAAACACUUUCACGGAAAAUUUUGUUUGAACUUUGAUGAAUGAUGAGUUGAUGCGACAAUGUGAAGAGGUGACUGGGGAUGAAAGAUGAAACGGGCGAACUAGCGAACUGAUGAAUGAAGUGAGCGAGAUGGGAGAGAAAAAAUUUCUCUGUUCUCUUUCGUGUUAAUUGCAGCUACAAAAUCAUCCUCAAACGCCAUUGUGCAAAAGCUUCCCCUCGCCAAUCGUGCUGCCGGCCUAUCCUAUCGUGUCGAAUGUGGAUUGCUAUAUCUCUAUGCAGCUAAAUUGGAAGUCGAAGCCUGAGUUUGUGGUUGAGGCGAGUGAGGUGAGUUUAUCUUUGUAGAUUUCGGAGGUGUAUUAACAUAUUGAUGUAUACAGCAUAAGUUAGGGAAUCACAUGCUGGAUUGACCGGGGUGGACUCGACUGUGAAUUGAAUUGGGUUGAGUUGGUUAUAAGGUGGUUUUUGGGAUUAGCAUCGGGGUUUAAGUGAGAUGGAGAUUAUCUCACUGUAUCGGGUCAUUUUCAGAGCUGCAUGGAAAGUUCGAUUGUUGGAGCUUUUUGAUGUUUCUAGUUGGGUUUGAGGUCUGAGGUGAUAUGGAUGGAUGGAUGGAUGGAUGGAUGGAUGGAUGGAUGUCGAACAUUAUUUUAAUGUUUGGAUCCGUUUCCUUUGAAUUAACCUUUUUCUGCCUUUGUAAUUGCUCACAACGAGAAGAUAGGCGAGGAAGUCAGAAAUGGCUAGUCAGAUGGUAUGGGUGAGAUUCGGGUUAGCUCUGUGGAGGAGUUCAGCAGAAUGGAGUUGGGAGUGAAAGGGGAGGGGUUGUGAAAGAAGAGGAGAGGAGAGAAGUAGUGCGGGUUGUGUGAGGUUGAAGGGGAGAUUUGGUGAAGUAUGGGAAAGGAUCGUGGAAUUGGGCUGGGAAUUGGAAGUGGGAGAGAGAGUGAUGUGGGCAGAGAAUUUGGAUUUGAAGCACCAUGAAAGAAAAAGAAGAUGAAAGAGGAGAUACGGGUGGGUAGAUGGGAAAGGGUUGGGGUCGUUUUUCUGGAGAAUAGAUGAAGGAUAUGGAUAUAGCGGAGCUGUAAAGACUUUUCUGAUGAGUAGGUGUGUUGUGAAAUGUGGAAAUAGAGCAUGAGCUGUAAGAAAGAGGAAGUAAGGCGCUACGUCGCAAUAUAUUCCACCUCCCAUCUGAGAAUAGAAAUUGCAGAUAUACUAUACAGGAGCAAAUCGAGUCAGUAUUCAAGACGUAGGUAGAUUAGGGUAUUGGAAUAUGUCGAAUUCCUUUGUGUUCCUGGGAACGGGGAAGAU
Molecule: messenger RNA, 4726 nt
Organism: Sclerotinia trifoliorum
Lineage: Eukaryota; Fungi; Ascomycota; Leotiomycetes; Helotiales; Sclerotiniaceae
Source: the annotation of a GenBank genome assembly